This is a messenger RNA of Aphidius gifuensis, 2098 nucleotides long. RefSeq names its product reticulon-4-interacting protein 1, mitochondrial-like. Gene Ontology annotation, cellular component: mitochondrion. The record is from RefSeq and is a predicted model, not a curated record. NCBI's taxonomy places the organism in Eukaryota, Metazoa, Arthropoda, Insecta, Hymenoptera, Braconidae. Gene Ontology annotation, molecular function: oxidoreductase activity; zinc ion binding. The transcript is spliced from 4 exons. Bases 488 to 1732 code for a protein of 414 amino acids.
GUCAUUAACAUAGUGUAUAACUAUAUUAUAAUUUUGUGAUAUAAAAAAAAAUUUAAUGAUCUAUUAUAUCUAAUUAUUGGUAAAUUGUUUACAAAUAAAAUCUGUAUAUUUAUUGUACAUAUAUUAUAUUAAAUAUUAUAAAUAAAUGUCCAUAUUAUAUUGUUAAAAAAUAAAUAAAUAAAUAAAUGGAAAAACACAUUGAAUAAUUGUUAUGAAUAAAAAUCGAGGUCAUGUUUGUGUAAUUGAAUAUGAAUUGAAUAACAAUAUCUGUAGUUUUCCAAGGAUCAUCAUCUGGUCAUCAUCAUCAUCAUCAUCAUCAUGCGUCAAGAACAGUCAAGAAAAGCUAAUUUUGUAAAAAUCCAGAUGGCACUGUUUUUUUUUUUUCUUUUUUGAGUAAACAGAAAAACAGGGGGUAAAAUUAUCUAUAUAAAUAAAUAUAAAUAAAGAGCUUGACUCGCAAUUUAUUAACAUCACACAUAAAUAUAUCAUGAAAAUAGAAAGAGCCAAUAACAAUAUGUUAUCUUUAUCAUACCUCAACACACUCGUAUUUUUAUUAAUCGCAAUUUGUCCUUUGCAACUGAUUAACUGUGAUCUCGACAUUGCUAAAAAUAUGUCAUCAUCAUCAUCAUCAUCAUCAGAAACUCAAAAUCAAAAUGGUAAAAUUCAAAUUUGGCAAAUAAAUUCAUAUGGAGGUAUUGGUGAAUUAAAAUUAGCUGAAAAUGUCAUACCAAUUAAUUUAAAAUCAAAUGAUGUUUUGGUGAAAAUUGAAGCAUCAAGUGUUAAUCCACUUGACACCAUGAUGACACGUGGAUAUGGUAAAAAUGUUCUGAAUUUAUUGAGAACACUUGAUACAUGGAGUUUUGGAUCAGAAUUUCCAUUGACUGUUGGUCGUGAUUUUUCUGGUAUUGUUGUUGCAAAAGGUAGCAAUGUUCCUGAUGAUAAAUUAUUAAUUGGUGAUGAAGUUUGGGGUGUUGUAUCACCAGAAAAACAAGGUUGUCAUGCCAGUCACAUUGUCAGUGACAAAACAUGGGUAACAAAAAGACCAAAAAAUAUGACAUAUAUUGAAUCAGCAAGUGUUAUUUAUGCUGGAUUAACAGCAUGGUCAGCAUUGUGGUUUACAGGUGAUUUAAAAACAAAAGUUAAAAAUGGAAAACAAGAUGGAAUGAAAAUACUUAUUCUUGGUGGAUCUGGUGGUGUUGGAUCAAUGGCUAUUCAAAUUGCCAAAGCUUGGAAUCUUCGAGUAAUAACAACUUGUAGUCCUGAUGCUGUUGAAACUGUUGAAAAACUUGGAGCAGAUGUUGUUGUUAAUUAUCGUGCUGAUGAUGCUGAUGAAAAAAUUAAAAAUGAAGGAAAAUAUGAUGUUAUAUUGGAUGCAGCAAAUCAAGGUCUUGAAGAUGUUCAAAGACGUGGAUUUAUUCACAAAACAUUCAUCAGUUUAAAUUCACCAUUGUUAAAUAAUACUGAUAAAUAUGGUGUUGUUUUUGGUGGUAUAACAAGUUUAUGGGAUCUUGUUAAAUAUAAUAUGCCUGGUAAUAACAACAAGGGUUGGUACAAGUGGGGAUUUUUUACACCAUCACCAGAAGGAAUUGCAUUUUUAAAAAAACUUGUUGAUAAUAAUCAACUUGUUCCAAUUGUACAACAAGUUUAUCCAUUCAAAGACACACCAAAAGCAUACGAGAGAGUUGACAAAGGUCAUCUUCGUGGAAAAAUUGUCAUUGACAUGAAACAAUAAUUUAAUUUUCUUUUCAAAAAUCAAUAACAAUUGUUGUUUUUCUUUUUUCGUAUUUUUGUAUAAUAAUAAAUUGCGUUUGAUCAUUUAUCAAUAAUAUUUUAAUUGUUUAUGUGUGUAAAUUUAAUUAUUUUUAUUACAACAUUAAUUAACAAAAAUAACAAUAUUAUAAUUUUAAGAAAAUUAAUUUUAUUUAAUGAAUUUACAUUGAGGAAUGACAUCUGUCUAGUGACAUCUCAUACAUGUUGUUUUUGUUUUUGUUGUUGUUGUUGACUACAUGUUUAAUAACAUAAUAAACAUACAAAAGAAAAAAAAAAAAAAGAUAUAAAUAUUAAAUUAAAUGAAAUUGAAUUGAAGAAAAAAAAAAAA